AUGAAGCUUUUGUCUUGGAAUAUUAGGGGUGUUGGGCGAUCUGAGAAGCGACGGAAAAUUAGAAUUAUAGUCCAGAAGAGGAUGGUUGAUGUUCUGUUUCGGCAAGAAACAAAAAAGGCUGGAGUGUUCGAAGAAUUGGUCAAGUCUGUUUGGCCAUAUGAUGAUAUGGAGUAUAUGUCAGUUGAUGCUGAUGGUUUUUCUGGUGGUAUUCUAUCCGUUUGGAAGGCUAGUGUGUUUUCACUUGCUAAGUGUUGUAGCUUAAGGAACUUCAUAAUUCUUUCAGGUAUGAUUCUUCCCUGCUUCAAUUGUGCCUUCAUUAAUGUUUAUUCUCCAAAUGAUAUAGCCAGAAGGGGAGUUGUCUGGAAUGCUCUGCGAAAUUUAAAGUCACAGUUUGUAGAUCCUUGGUGUUUAGGGGGAGGGGACUUUAUUGAGAUUAGAAGUAUGGGGGAAAGGAAGGGGUGUACAAGAACAGAUAAAGGGAUGAAGGAUUUUAAUGAAUUUAUUGAGGGUGUUGAACUCUAUGAUGUACCCAUGCAGGGUAGACAAUUUACAUGGAGUAACUCAAGUGUGAGGGGUAGUUGGAGUAGAAUAGAUAGAAUCUUACUUUCACUAGAGUGGCUAGAAAAGUAUAACUUUACGCUAUGGGGUCUUCCAAGAGGGCUUUUCGAUCAUUGCCCUCUUCUUCUAAUGGAGGAUAGCAGGGAUUAG
Messenger RNA from Camellia sinensis, 708 nucleotides. RefSeq lists its product as uncharacterized. The record is from RefSeq and is a predicted model, not a curated record. NCBI's taxonomy places the organism in Eukaryota, Viridiplantae, Streptophyta, Magnoliopsida, Ericales, Theaceae. Gene Ontology annotation, molecular function: catalytic activity.